Neohortaea acidophila is the source of this 1057-nucleotide messenger RNA. RefSeq lists its product as uncharacterized. NCBI's taxonomy places the organism in Eukaryota, Fungi, Ascomycota, Dothideomycetes, Mycosphaerellales, Teratosphaeriaceae. The transcript is spliced from 2 exons. The record is from RefSeq and is a predicted model, not a curated record. The coding region runs from base 303 to 959 and encodes 218 amino acids.
UAUCUUUUCAUCGGCGCCGGACGGAUGCACGGAGACAACGGAAGGAUGCACGGGAUGUUGAAGAAUCGUGUCCGUUGUCAGCCCGUCUUGUUAGGAUCAGGCUAUGAGGCUGCCGGCGACGGAACUUACCAGACAAACGCGGUACGACUUUGACCAUGACUCCCCGCCGGCGGCGUGUAUCACGACUAGUGCACAAGCACGGAAUUCAAACUCCGCCAAGACAGCCUAGUGAGGAUUUGUGAUCGCAUGGGGCAAAGAUCGCAUCACUGAGCGGGAGCUAGCAGAACGACGCAGGUGGCUUGAUGAGCCCUUGGACUGUCAUCGCGCGGCUGCGAUGCAGCGAGCUCAUUCCAGAUAGGGUUCUUGCAGUGAUCGCUUUGGAACUUCAGCAACGCCCCACGACACGAGAAGGGUUGCUGGACUGCCAUGCCCGGGCAGAAAACGCACAGGGUUACGUCGAAUGGGUGUGUGGCUGCAUCGGACGAGCCAUGCCCUGGGCAAAGGGGCGUUUGGCUGCUUCCGCGGACGCCCUUUGCAGCGAGCUGAAGGAAGGGAAAAAGCCACCAGCUGCAGGGAAUGACACCGGUGGCUUGGAGGCUUGGGAUGGCACGACGAAGCUUCAGCUCGCGCGCGCCCUCGAGCGCGCAUGCAAACGCCCGCCGCCUCUUGGCAGUACCACAUGCAGACUCUCUUGCAUGCCCGUCCGCCGCGCCGUCGCCGCCGGCGGAACCCCGCCGUCCCCUUUGAUACUCGACGAGACGCUGCUGAGAGUGGGUCUUGGCAUGCGUCCUCACCUUCUCUCGCCCUUCACGCCUCCAUCUUCGAGCGAUCAAUGGGCGGGUAGUGUUCCGACGAUUCAGCGAUACACCGUUCCAGACACGACAUGCUUGCAUCUUGGGAUACACAACAUGCUGCCGCUUCCGACGAAUGCCCUCUCGAAGCAGAUCCGUUUAGGCUGAACGGCUCCUGCAUCUCACCUGAAGGUUAUCGCAUGAGCAUGCACGCGUAGCGCCACGAUCGUCAUCCCAAGAUCACGGAUCGCGCGGGGCGGCCCGAA